This is a messenger RNA of Lytechinus variegatus (green sea urchin), 1853 nucleotides long. RefSeq names its product RNA transcription, translation and transport factor protein-like (gene rtraf). Gene Ontology annotation, molecular function: RNA binding. Gene Ontology annotation, cellular component: tRNA-splicing ligase complex. Lineage: Eukaryota; Metazoa; Echinodermata; Echinoidea; Temnopleuroida; Toxopneustidae. Gene Ontology annotation, biological process: tRNA splicing, via endonucleolytic cleavage and ligation. The transcript is spliced from 7 exons. The record is from RefSeq and is a predicted model, not a curated record. The coding region runs from base 110 to 829 and encodes 239 amino acids.
CGCGAGUUCACGAUCGAGUGCAGUGCUGGCGAUUUAUCGUGAGAAGUCAUCAUCAAAAUUACUUUCACCAACCUGAUUUAAUCCAUAUUCUGUCUUUUUCACUUUGAAUAUGUUUAGGAGAAAGCUGCAAGCCCUGAACUAUCCACAGCCGGAUUGUAAUGUUUGUGAUGAGAAUAUAUGGCGGAAUCUAGUUGAAUGGGUAGAAGAUCAGAAGAUUCGCUUGUAUAAGAUUGAAGAUAGAGCUGCUUUAAGGAACAAGAGCAGCACGCAGUGGCCAAAAGCAUUCAUUAAAUAUAUCCAAGACUUACAAUGUCCAUUGGAUGGCAGUGAUAGAUUGGCAGUGUGUGAUUGGAUCCUUGGUCAUGCCGUUCGAUUGGAGUAUGGAGAAAAGGCACAAAUUUAUAAAGGAAUAGGAGCACCAUCCAAGACCCCUUCAGGACCUAUGGUAGAAGACCCCUUUGCAAGUAUUGAUGUUUCUAGUCCUAAUGUGAAGGCGGGCCUGGUAUCCUUGUGUUCACUACUCAAGAUUCCCAGACACGUGGAUCCUAUUGUGACUUUGGAAGCCAUUGCUCUUCUCAUCAAAGACAGACUCUCCGAUGAUGCACAGGAAGGGGUACUUGAAGAGGGGGUGGAGGUGGACCUCAGCGAAUAUGAAGUAGGAUUUGAUGCAAAAGAUCCAGUUAUGAAUGAUGCCGGGAGGAUUUUACGACUUCUUCACAUCAACGAAUUACGAGACCUUCAAACUAAGAUCAAUGAAACUAUAGUCGCGGUCCAGUCACUGACUGCUAAUCCAAAGACUGAUCAACGGCUUGGAAAAGUAGGACGGUAACGUCUUCUCUGGCUCACAAAGUUAUUUAAUUCACUGUGACUGAUAGGAACAAAAAUAUGGAAAUCAUAUUCUGUAUGGCGAGGGGAUUUCCCUCGCAUUGCACUUGUAAAAACAUAUGUACUUAUAAAGUACUUGCUCUUGUUAUGUGUAGUUUAUUUUUAUUGUGAGUAUUUCCAGUAACAGGAUUCAGGCCUUGAAUUUCAACAUUUUAGGGCAAAUUAGUAAGGACAAGACCGUGGCAAUGAGUAAUUUCUUUUAAAAAGAUUUAGAGUUUAAAUCUAAAUGUACUAUUAGUAUUAAGUGGUUAAUUCAAUUAUAAAUGCAGUUUCAUCUAUUAUUCUUAAGGAACUGCUUGCUUUAAAGGGAGGAAUACCGGUAGUGGUUGAUUUCGUUUUCCAAAACAAAAAUUGCUUUAAUUUUAUUAAAUGAGAGUUACAUGUAUUAUUAUUUUCUUAUUUGUUAUUGUGAUAUUUGAUUUUCUUAUGUAUAUCAUGUUUACUUGUCCAAUUUCAAUGAAAUGCUUCGAGACAUCCACUGAUAUAUGCCUUUGAAAAACAGUAUGUUAUUUAUUUUCAUGAGGAUUAUGUUUCUGCAUUGCAUUUCAUAGUAUAUUUGGGUCCAUUGCUGUGGGUAGUUUCAGUUUAUCAACUCAUUCAAAUGAACCAUUAAAAAAGAAUAACCGUAAUCAAAACUUGAUCUUUGAUCUUAAUAUUAACUGAUGGUAUUUCUCAAAAUUCUUCCAUAAACUAGGGCAUUUUUUAUUAUUUGUAUGUGAAAGCCAUUCUUUUUAUUCCUUUUCAAGAAUUUGCUUCAUCCUUCCCAGUAUUAUUUCAUAACAUUCUGUUGUGAUUUAAAUUUAGUUCCAUCAAUAAUUGUAAAUUGUAGAAGAUGGGUGUGUAAUAUAUUCUUGGUUUAGCAAUGGUGGAGACAUAAAUUUUUACUUAUUAUGCUGCCUUAAUAUUGAUAAAACGGGUUUUAGGCCCCAGCCUAACUUUGAUGGGAUCGUGAGACUUCAUUUGCCCCC